Messenger RNA from Bipolaris maydis ATCC 48331, 594 nucleotides. RefSeq names its product ribonuclease H-like domain-containing protein. Gene Ontology annotation, molecular function: nucleic acid binding; 3'-5'-RNA exonuclease activity. The record is from RefSeq and is a predicted model, not a curated record. Gene Ontology annotation, cellular component: mitochondrion. NCBI's taxonomy places the organism in Eukaryota, Fungi, Ascomycota, Dothideomycetes, Pleosporales, Pleosporaceae.
AUGGCUUCAGUAUCGAAAGCUCCUCUGGUCUGGAUAGACUGUGAGAUGACCGGCCUGGACACCAGCAAUGACACCAUCAUGUCAUUUGCCGCAUUUGUCACUGAUGCGGACCUCAAUAUUCUGGAUGACACGGGCUUUGAAGCAAUCAUUCAUCAUGACAAGGAGCAGCUUGACCGCAUGGGAGAAUGGUGCACCAGCCAUCACGGGGAUUCAGGGCUGACGCAGGCCUGCAUUGACUCUACCACCACUGCGGAGGAAGCUGCUGAGGGUCUGCUCAACUACAUCAAGAAAUACGUACCUGAGCGUCGUACAGCUCUCCUCGCAGGCAACUCUGUGCAUGCUGAUAAGGGUUUUCUCGUCAAGCAGCCCUAUCACAUUGUAGUCGACCAUCUUCACUACCGAAUCCUGGAUGUCAGCAGCAUCAAGGAAGCUGCACGCAGAUGGGCCCCAAAAGAGAUACUGGCGAAGGUUCCAAGAAAAAAGAUGCUACAUGAAGCACGUCAAGACAUCUUGGAAAGCAUAGAGGAAGCAAGGUAUUAUCGAGAGACAUUUUUCUUGAAACCUCAAAGUACGGUAGAUUCACAAAAGAACUAG